AUGUCGUCGUCUGGAUCAUUGCCAGAAGAAAAGAUGGACAGCCGCUACAGCACCCCGGCGCCUGAGCUGGACGACCACCGAGGCACAUUGGGUGUCCAUCCAGCGCAUGUUACUCUACCAGUGCCCGCGGUCGAGCUACAAGUUCCCACGGCGAGGCCAAGCCCCAUGGAAGAACGAGAUUUGAUGUCUGUGGACCAAGCGUUGCUGAAGGCACGGGAUCAAGAGAGACACCCAAUCGCCCGCGACUUCGAAAAUGCCAUCGAAGACGACGACAGAAGCGAUGUGGAUUUUGACGGGCCGAACACCAGCGUCAGACGCCCGUCUCUUCAUGCUAGGAGAUUCACGAACAAUCGCGAGGGUCGCACCCGUCUUCCGCGGAAUGAUCGUUCACGAGAGAGCUCGUCAUCCCGAUCGACCUCCCCGGCCAACUCCAUUGAAGCCUUUGCCGAGCCACGUCGCCGACAACGCGCCAACACCGCCGAAAGCCAUGCGUCCUCACUCCUGGAGACGUUUCGAAACCGUGCCUACUCGGACGGCACGAACCAAAGACGCCCGACGUUGAGUAAUAUUAGCGUCCCCCCUGCUCUGACCCAGCGCACGGACAAGGACGCCAGCGAGGACGUGACCUUCCCGACUGAGGAUGAGCCUGGGAAGACGUACAAGAUUGAUUUCGAGGAGCUCGAGGAGUUUGUCGCACUAUGUGCACAGGGCAAAAUUCCCGACGACCAGAUUACUGAGGUCUCAACUGACAGCCGGGCCUUUGCGGAUUUGCGCAAACACCAUUUCGGGCACGUUGGAGAACCCAAUGCCGUUCUCAACGGGGAAUGUUUCUAUGAGAAACCCGUGACGCAACACGAUUCAAACAACGGUCAGUCUUCCUCGUCGGAAGAGGAGGUCAUGAUCCGACCAAGUCAUGCGGCGCCGGACCCCGUUGACAGAUUCUUUCUGUUCACGUCUGAACUGACACAAGGCCAGCGUGCCAAGAAGUUGGGCGAUUUUGUUGCCGAUGGCACCACCUUCCGUGAUCUAUUCGAAGUCGGACCUGACGGUGGUGUCUGGUGGCUUGACGUCCUCAACCCGACGAAAGCCGAGCUGGCAGUCCUUUGCCGGGCCUUCAAGAUCCAUCGCCUCACUCAGGAAGAUAUCGAGACCCAAGAGGCGCGCGAAAAAGUGGAGUUGUUUUCACAAUACUACUUUGUCUGUUUCAGGUCAUUCAACAUGGAUAAAGGCCACGAAGACUUUCUUGAUCCGAUCCACGUCUAUAUUGUCGUCUGUGGUGACGGAGUGCUGAGCUUCAGCUACAGCCCCAUUCCACACCCGAAGAACGUGCGCAAGCGUAUCGCAAAGCUUGGUGAUUUCCUCUCCCUCGGUCCGGACUACAUCUGCUAUGCCAUGAUCGAUGACAUCGUCGACUCUUUCGCGCCCAUCAUCCGCGACGCUGAGCAAGAAUCCGAGAAUAUCGAGGACCAGGUGUUCAUUGCACGCGAGGAUGAUUUCUUGGCUCUGCUGAGGCAGAUUGGCGAAUGCCGCAAGCGCGUUCUUAACAUGAUGCGGCUGUUGGGUGGCAAGGCGGACGUCAUCAAGGGGUUUGCAAAGCGGUGCAACGACCAGUACCAGAUGACGCCUCGUGGCGACAUUGGAUUGUACCUGGGCGAUAUCCAAGACCACGUUGUGACGAUGAUGUCGAACUUGGGCCACGUGGAGAAGAUGCUCUCUCGCUCGCACGCCAACUACCUGGCCCAGCUCAACGUGGACAACAUCCUGAAGGGCAACCACACCAACAAGAACCUGGCCAAGAUCACCGUUUUGGCGACCAUCCUCGUGCCCCUGAAUCUGAUCACUGGUCUGUUCGGCAUGAACGUCAAUGUCCCCGGCAAAGAUACCGAAGGCCUGUACUGGUUCUUUGGCAUUAUCGGUGGCAUUGGCGUGUUUGUCGUGUUGAGUCUGCUCCUUGCCAGACGACUGCGGGCCAUCUAG
Molecule: messenger RNA, 1977 nt
Organism: Fonsecaea erecta
Lineage: Eukaryota; Fungi; Ascomycota; Eurotiomycetes; Chaetothyriales; Herpotrichiellaceae
Exons: 1
Coding region: 1-1977 (658 amino acids)
Biological process (GO): magnesium ion transmembrane transport; intracellular magnesium ion homeostasis
Cellular component (GO): plasma membrane
Molecular function (GO): magnesium ion transmembrane transporter activity
Source: RefSeq, a predicted model, not a curated record